Sinocyclocheilus grahami is the source of this 1516-nucleotide messenger RNA. Its product is annotated as nuclear envelope integral membrane protein 2-like. Gene Ontology annotation, cellular component: nuclear envelope. The transcript has 3 exons. NCBI's taxonomy places the organism in Eukaryota, Metazoa, Chordata, Actinopteri, Cypriniformes, Cyprinidae. The record is from RefSeq and is a predicted model, not a curated record. Bases 1 to 477 code for a protein of 158 amino acids.
AUGAAUCAACUCAUCGUCUAUGUUCUGCAUCCUCUCAUGUGGGAGUACAGAGAGCAGGGAGAGAUCCACACCAGAGCCUCCCUGGAAAAAUUACAGAAGCACUGUAACAAGUCUGGCUUUCCUGCAUGGGACACUGUGUUGAGGCUCAGAUCACCGCAAAAGUUUGCAGAGUUUCUGCGCAGUGGCAGUCACGUCACUCAAGAGGAGCUUCAGAAUCAUGAGAAUCAGUACGGGCUUGGUGGGGAAUAUUACGAAAACGUGCUCUUCAACAGCAGCUCCAGUGACACCCAGUCGCACAGAGGAGAAGCAGAGGACAAUAGCGAAGAUGAGCUGGAUAGUAACAGUCCUCCAACCCUAAAUAACGUCCCCAGUCCUGCUGUAUAUACUGUAUAUACUCCAGCUGUCUGCCCGUAUCCCCCUGUCACCUACACCCCUCAGCCAGAACCCAUGGAUCCAGAAGACCAGGACUUCUUUUAAAAUUGUCCUGUUGUCAAGUUUUGUCAUGUUCGUUUUAAAGAUACUUUUUGAAACGCUAAACAUUUUAGGAAGGAAUGACUCGAAGGAACAUUAGUAGGUCCAUAAGGAUUGUAAAAAUAAUCUUUCUUUGUCAUUUGCGUUUAAAUGAUCUCUUUCAGACAAGAGUGGGCUGCUACUAUUAUAUUUUUUUUUAGCAGGAGUUUGUAUUCCCGUACCCAAGUGAUGCAGAGCUGGGAAUAACACUUUUUUUGUACAUACUGUAUGUUAAUAGUGUGUGUGAAUAGAUAGUGACUGUGCUGCUCUCAGGUAUAUCAGAUCAUCAGGACAUCAUUGCAGUUUGCUAAUACAUUUGCCUCAACUGCUCAAGACAAUGACUGCUCCACACAUAGUCCCACAGCAUUUAUGUAAUUGAAGGAAACGGUGCACUCUAGUGUUGGUUAAAGGAACAGUUCACUUAUAAGUGCAAAUUGUGUCUGGUUUACUCACGCUCAUCUUAAUCCAAACCUCUCUGUCUUCCUUUGAACACAUAGAGGAAGUUUAGCGGGAUCUCCAAAUUGCUCUUUAUCAUACAGUUAAACUAAACGAGGACAUACGGUUUCCAAAAGUUUCAAAACUGCACAUCUAAGCAUCAGCUAAAUCACUGAAUCACUGUUUUUUUUUUGCCUUCCACUUGAUAUUUAUUAAUCAUCAAGUUUCUUUAGUGCUUGGGUGUCCAGUCCUGGUCUUGGAGGGCCGACAUCCUGCAGAUUUUAUUUCCAAUUUUUACCUACCUGGAAGAUUCUAGUAAUCCUUAAGACAUUGAUUACUUUAGUUCAGCUGUGUUUAAUUGAGGUUGAAGCCAAAAUCAGCAGGACUGGACAUCCCUGCUUUAGAGGCUCUGUAGAAUUUUCAUGUUAGUGUGAACCAUCCUUUCAAAAUGAAUCAACUCAUCGUCUAUGUUCUGCAUCCUCUCAUGUGGGUUUGCACAUCUACAUGCUGGCAUUUCAUAUUCUUUCCUUUUUAUUGAACUUUUAUCUGAAGAAAGAAUGUAUGUUUUAAA